GGUCCCCCAGAGGCCGAGAAUAUAGAGAGAAAAGUAGCUUGAUGAAAAAAGGAUGGCCCGUCGUGAUUUUCUCAUGACUCGAGGGGCUCUGGCCCCCUCCCCCGCGAGGAGUGCCGUGCGGACGCCUGCGUCCUCUGGGUGCACGGCGGCUUCUACGAGGGGGGCAGCUCCUCCGGCGACCCCCAGCGCUACCUGUGCUCGCGCCUCGCCGUGAGCAGCCGGCUCCCGGUGGUGUGCCCAGACCACCUGCUGUCCGGGGAGCAUCGCCCCUACAAAGCUGCGGCGAUUCUGCAGCAGCUGCGGAAGGACUUCGAGUGGCUCCGCGCGUUCGACCCCGUCACCCAACAGGCCCGGGCAGGCCCAGGCCGCGUCGUCAUCGCAGGAGACUGCAGCGGCGGCACCCAGGCGUUGUCGCUGAUGCUGCUGCUGGCCCGGGAGGACCCGGAGGCCCUGGCGGCCGUGCCCGGCCUCGUCCUGGUGUGCCCGCAGCUCGACCUCACGUGCGGCAGCCCCACGUACACCAGCAGCCAGUUCUCGAGGGAGCUGCUGACGGGUGACGUGCUGGCCCCGCUGGAGGUGCACGCGAACAGGGAGCUCCGCAAGGGCAGGUGCAGGAUCUACACCGGGUCGGAGGAGCUGCUGCGCGACUGCGUGCUGAGCCCGUACUGGCUGUGCAGAGGGCGCGACGAGGCGCUGCUGCGCGCGGUGGAGCGGGCGGGCGUGCCGGUGUGGAUCUGCACCGGGGCCGCGGAGACGUUGCAGGGCGAGAUCCUUGACUUCGCCCAGCGCCUCCGGGACAGGCUGCCGCUGGAGGUCGCUGGCCCGCCAGGCGAUGUUCCACUGCUGGGCGAUGCACCAGUCCCCGGGCUCGCUGCCGUUCCCCAGCAGGGACGCGGCGCACCUACACAUGGCGGAGUUCCUGGCGCGGCAGUUGUCGGCGGAGCGGCACACGGCGGCUGAACGCGGAGUCUCGCCCUCGCCCUGGGCCGGCAUCAACUACUACAGCGAGGAGUGGGAGAUGUCCUGCCCGCAGCCCGAAGGGCCGCAGGACGCGGCCGGCGCCCCGCUCGAAGCGGAGGCCCCUGCCGCGGACGGCCCCGCCUUCACGCCGCAGGAGGGCACGGAGUCGGCCGGCCCGGCGGUGGA
Messenger RNA from Prorocentrum cordatum, 1146 nucleotides. NCBI's taxonomy places the organism in Eukaryota, Dinophyceae, Prorocentrales, Prorocentraceae. The record is from the annotation of a GenBank genome assembly.